Messenger RNA from Achroia grisella, 1274 nucleotides. RefSeq names its product 2-Hydroxyacid oxidase 1 (gene Hao). Bases 59 to 1162 code for a protein of 367 amino acids. Gene Ontology annotation, molecular function: FMN binding; oxidoreductase activity. The record is from RefSeq and is a predicted model, not a curated record. The transcript is spliced from 9 exons. Lineage: Eukaryota; Metazoa; Arthropoda; Insecta; Lepidoptera; Pyralidae.
ACCACAGUAUCUUUAAAUACACUGCCAGCUACGUUUCUCUUUAACUUGUAUUAUAACCAUGGAAAAAUAUUUAUCCGUAAAAGAUUUAGAAAAUGCAGCUAUUGAAUUGUUGCCUAAAGCAGCAAGAGAUUAUUAUAGGAGUGGUGCAACUGAGGAACAGACAUUGAACGAGAACAGAAAAGGCUUUCAAAGGUUACGUAUUCGACCAAAAUGUUUAAUAGGAGUUGAUAGUACCGAUCUACGCACCACUGUAUUAGGACAUGAAGUUUCAAUGCCUAUCGGUAUAUCUCCCACAGCUAUGCAACGAAUGGCCCAUCCUGAUGGAGAACUUGCUAAUGUUAAAGCUGCACAAGCUGAGAAAACAAUCUAUACACUCAGCACUAUAGCAACAAGUUCCAUAGAGGAAGUUGCAGAAGCUGCGCCUCAUGGAAUCAAAUGGUUUCAGCUAUACAUUUAUAGUGAUAGGAAUGUUACCAAAAAAUUGGUGUUAAGAGCAGAAAAUGCCGGUUACAGCGCAAUUGCCCUAACUGUGGACACACCACUAUUUGGGAUUCGAAGAGCAGAUGUUCGAAAUCGAUUUACAUUGCCACCACAUUUAAAGCUUGCAAAUUUUGAAGGUGAACUAGCAAAUAAAAUUAACAAAUCCGAAAGUGGUAGCGGUUUAACGGAGUAUGUUAAAAAUUUGUUUGACAAGUCGUUGACAUGGGAUGACAUAAAAUGGUUAAAGAGUAUAACUAAAUUACCUAUAAUAGCUAAAGGUAUUCUGCGAGGUGAUGAUGCUGUGAAAGCUAUUGACGCGGGAUGCUCUGCCAUUUUGGUUUCAAAUCACGGCGCCAGACAAUUAGAUGGAGUGCCAGCAACGAUUGAAGUUUUACCUGAGAUUAUUGAAGCUGUUACAAAUUACAACGUUGAAGUAUAUUUAGACGGUGGCGUUAUGACGGGUACAGACGUUUAUAAAGCGUUAGCACUUGGAGCAAAAAUGGUUUUCGUGGGGCGUCCGGCACUUUGGGGCUUAGCAGUAGGUGGUCAGGCAGGAGUGCAAAGGAUGUUAAGCAUAUUCCGCAAUGAACUUGAACAUACGUUCCAAAUAGCAGGAACACCUACAGUUGCUGAUAUAACAAAAGAUAUGGUUCGGCAUGAAUCAGCUUAUUGCAAGCUGUGAAGAUUUAAAUUUACCCACUUAAACCAAUAAUAAAUUAAUUUAUAGUGAUGUAAAUAUGUCAUAAAUUUUUAAUUACAAAUGUAUUUAUUAAACAAUAGAAGUUGAACUUGAA